Molecule: messenger RNA, 2265 nt
Organism: Fusarium sp. VM40
Lineage: Eukaryota; Fungi; Ascomycota; Sordariomycetes; Hypocreales; Nectriaceae
Source: the annotation of a GenBank genome assembly
AUGGCCACGGUUCUUCCGUACCAUGGUGUCACCUACCGCCAAAAUCCAGCGUUCUACUCAAGGCCUCAUUACCUAGAACAAAUGAGUGCAAAGCUUGAUCCUGAUACCCCUGAAGGACUGAAAAGCUUUGCUCUGGUUGGUUUUGGGGGCUGUGGCAAGACACAGCUGGCGAUCGAGUACGCUCACAAAACCAAUUCCUAUGACGCCAUUCUUUGGUGCGCGGCAGAAAAUAGCCUGCGACUUUCCGAAUCGUUCACAAUUCAUGCAAGGGCAUUGGAUCUCAUCAAAGGCGACGACGUACCAAAACUAGACCGCGUAAUAACCCUAGUUAAGCAGCGACUUCUCUCACUGAGCGCUAAAGAGAAACCGAGCAGGUGGUUGAUAAUUUUUGAUAAUAUGGAAGUAUUUGAUGGUCUGUCAUCGUUCUGGCCCAGUGGUUUAUCAGGUUCAAUUCUGGUUACCACACGAAACAAGACCCUAGCGAAAGAGUUUACUAAAUUCCAGGUUUCAGUGGCACCAUUUUCGCCACUAGAUGCACGUUUGUUCUUACUGCAAUACAGGGCAAACGACACCAAAAACACUUCUCAAGAAGAUGAUGCCACGAAGAUCAUUAGUCAAAGACUUGGAAAUCUUCCCUUAGCACUGGACCUCGUGAGACACCAUGUGUCGGCGAGUGGAAGCUCUUACACAGAGUUCCUCACAGGAUACGGGGAGCCCAGUGAACCGCUUUUAUAUGACAAGUUUGGCUCGACGUGGAAGAAUGAGUGGUAUCAUCAAAACAUCCUUGCAACUUACACGCUCCGAUUACAAAAGAUGAGCCAGAAAGCUGUCGAGAUGGUUCAUGUGCUGGCUAUUUUGGACGCCUCGUGCAUUCCACUGUCGAUAUUCAGACCAGAUGAGGAAGACAUGCUGUACAAUGGCCCGGAUGUUGAGGAUGAGCUGCCUGAACUCCAAGAUUGGCUUAAAAGCCCAGUAGAGGAUACAUACGAGCUUGACACAGUGGUGUCGGAAUUGAUGGAUGGCUCUCUGGUCGAUCGCAACGUUGGUUCGGGCAGCCUGAGUUUGCACCGCAUCUUACAAGACUCGGUAGCACAUUCUUUCGAUACAUCUACAAGAUCUAAGUCUUUCAACAGAGUGUUGUUCUUUCUCAAUGGCUGCUUCCCAGUACAGCAAGAUGGAGGCCAACUGUUUGAGUGGUGGUGUCAGUGCGAGGAAUACGUUCCUCAUAUAGUUUCUGCUGUCCGAUUCUAUAAGAAGUAUCGCCACCACUUGGGCCCACCAAUUAUUCUUGCAGAGAUCAUUCGUCGAUGUGCAUGGUACUUAUGGGAGAAACAUCAAUUUGAAGAAGGCAAAAGCCUUGUCCGAGAUGCUGUGGCAAUCUGCAAAGAAGCUAAUAAAUCCGGUGCAUCACUGGGAUUCACUCUUGAAAGAUACAUCCCUCGUUUGCUCUCUGAUUUGUACAACGUCAUGGGCGCGUUGGAGUACGAGUCUCACACCGAGGGCCAUGGAUUGAAAUGGGCCUUGAAAGCACGGAGUAUUCGACAAGAACUGUGUUUGACACUACGGCUUGAGGACGAUGAGUUUAUGCUUCAAGUCGUUCAGAACAACAUUGCAACUGAUAUGUUAGCAAAUGGUCAACCGCAGGAAGCAUUGCCGUUGUUAGAGGCCAUUCACGAAUACGACAUAUCCACGGGUGGGAUCAAUCCGGAUAAUUUUUACAGAACUCUUAACCUAUCGAUAUGCUAUCAACAACUGGGGAAGUAUUUCAAGGCAAUGAAUUGUUCGAACAUGGCAAUUGAAGUGAUCCGAGAGCAUGUUGGCGAGGACACCGUGGCAAUGGCAACCGCCAGAUUCUACCGCGGUAAUUUACUUCUAUACAUGGGAGAUCGAGUUGGUGCAUUCGAAACCUUCUCUAGAUGCUUCCUCACUCGCCAGAAGCUUAUGCCGACUCAUUACGACACGGCCUUCGCGGCACACAAAUUGGGAGCCAUGGCUGCAGAGAAUGGAGACUUAAACGCGUCCAUCCAAUUCUUGACCCAAGCAUUUCAGAUUUUUGGCGAUACAGGUCCCCUAAGCCUUGCCGCGGCGCGAACGGCGUUUCUCUUGAGCACAGGUUUACUCCACAGCAACCAGAACCAUGCCGCUGGACUCCUGCGCAAUAGAGUCAACCAGGCUCUUGAGGCUGCAGGAAAGCUUGCCUAUGCUGAGGCAGCCAGUUACUCCCAGGAAUUCUUCGAUUCAUUUGUUCUUUUCCGACAUUUGUAG